AUGUCUGAUGAAAAAUCACAAUUGAUUGAAGCUUUCUAUAAUUUCGAUCAUGAUUACGAUGGAUUCGUCAGUGUAGAGGAGUUCAGAGGUAUCUUGAGAGAUGGUUUACCAAUGUCUGAAAAUGAAAUUCAAGAGUUCUUUGCUGCAGCUGAUCCAUCAAACAGUGGUUUCAUCGAUUACAAAGCAUUUGCCUCUAUGUUAUACUCUGUAGAUGAAUCAUAA
Heterostelium album PN500 is the source of this 222-nucleotide messenger RNA. RefSeq names its product EF-hand domain-containing protein (gene mlcB). Lineage: Eukaryota; Evosea; Eumycetozoa; Acytosteliales; Acytosteliaceae. The record is from RefSeq and is a predicted model, not a curated record. Gene Ontology annotation, molecular function: calcium ion binding. The coding region runs from base 1 to 222 and encodes 73 amino acids. The transcript is spliced from 3 exons.